GUGGGACCGUCCGUGCAGCAGACGCCAGGAUGCCCCAGGGCUGUGGCUGACCGGCCGUCCAGUCGCAGCACGGCCCAGGCCCGCAUGCCGCCGCCCAACGAGGACCGCUCCCAGAGGGCUACCUGGGGCCCCGCGCCCGUUGUCUCCUGACCAACCAGGAGCCCCCAAGCAGCCCGGUUCCGCCUGGCCGCCCUGGGGGCGGAAGCGCCACAAGGCGGUGGAGGGACCCUGGGGAAGGGGCUUCGCGGCUGGCUGGAAACAUUUUCCCCAAGAGGUUACGCAAAAUGACCAGCUUGUUCCGCCGGAGCAGCAGCAGCGGCGGGGGCGGCACGGCCGGGGCGCGCGGGGCUGAGGCCGGGGGCGGCGGGGCCGCUGCAGCCCCGCAGGAGCUCAACAACAGCCGGCCGGCCCGCCAGGUGCGCCGCCUGGAGUUCAACCAGGCCAUGGACGACUUCAAGACCAUGUUUCCCAACAUGGAUUACGACAUCAUCGAGUGCGUGCUGCGUGCCAACAGCGGCGCGGUGGAUGCCACCAUUGACCAGCUGCUGCAGAUGAACCUGGAGGGGGGUGGCGGCGGCGUCUAUGAGGAUAGCUCCGACUCUGAGGACAGCAUCCCCCCUGAGAUCUUGGAAAGGACUUUGGAACCUGAUAGCUCUGAUGAAGAGCCCCCACCUGUGUACUCCCCACCAGCCUACCACAUGCACAUGUUUGACCGACCUUACCCUCUGGCUCCCCCCACACCACCUCCCCGGAUUGACGUGCUAGGCUCUGGACCUCCUCCAAGCCAGAGACGCUAUCGGAACUGGAACCCACCACUGCUGGGCAACCUCCCUGAGGAUUUCCUCCGCAUCCUGCCCCAGCAGCUAGACAGCAUGCAGGGUAACCCCGGGGGCCCCAAGCCUGUGAGCGGAGAGGGAGGCCUGCCUGCCACAGCUGGUCCUGGGCCCCGAGACCAGGAGAGCCGCUGGAAGCAGUAUCUGGAGGACGAGAGGAUUGCACUCUUCCUGCAGAACGAGGAGUUCAUGAAGGAGCUGCAGCGGAACCGUGACUUCCUCCUCGCCCUGGAGAGAGAUCGAUUGAAAUACGAGUCCCAGAAAUCCAGGUCCAGCAGUGUGGCUGUCGGAAAUGACCUCAGCUUUCCCUCUCCUGUGCCAGGAACUGGUGAUGCCAACCCCACCGUGUCUGAAGAUGCCUUAUUCAGGGACAAGCUGAAACACAUGGGAAAGUCCACUAGAAGGAAGCUGUUUGAACUCGCCCGAGCCUUCUCUGAGAAGACCAAAAUGAGGAAGUCAAAGAGGAAACACUUGUUGAAGCAUCAGUCGCUAGGUGCUGCUGCGUCCACAGCCAAUCUCCUGGAUGAUGUGGAGGGCCACACUUGCGAUGAAGACUUCCGUGGAAGGCGGCAGGAGACCCCCAAGGUGGAGGAAGCCCUGAGAGAAGGACAGUAAGAGGUGCCAGCAGCUCCUCUCGGGAGAUGAUGUGACCCCAUGGGGGCAGCCAGAGAGCAACACUGGCCCCCAUCUGAAGGGCCCAGCUGCAGCCAGAGAGAUGGUGCUUGAGAUCUGAGGCCUAGUGGUCCUCCGGCCACAGUCCAGCACAGCCACUGCCAUUUUCCUUGGGACUUACAGCUUCAGAGUUGCCAUCCUGCGAGAUCAGAGGAAGGAUCUGGAGCUAGAGGCAGCAGCCAAUCACAGCCCCUUUCUAGUCAGGCUUCCCUUUGGGCAAUGAGUGAAAAUGCAGGAAAAUGACCCCUCUUCUGAAAAAAAAUCCAGAAAACUGGCAAAAGUUGGAGUAUGGCAAAGGGCAAGAUGACCCCUACCAGAGGCUCUGGUCUCCCCCCCUUCCCCAUCUCUCCUGCUGCAGACUUUG
This is a messenger RNA of Otolemur garnettii (small-eared galago), 1869 nucleotides long. RefSeq names its product CUE domain containing 1 (gene CUEDC1). The record is from RefSeq and is a predicted model, not a curated record. NCBI's taxonomy places the organism in Eukaryota, Metazoa, Chordata, Mammalia, Primates, Galagidae. Bases 285 to 1448 code for a protein of 387 amino acids. Gene Ontology annotation, molecular function: ubiquitin binding. The transcript has 10 exons.